Messenger RNA from Paramuricea clavata, 6200 nucleotides. NCBI's taxonomy places the organism in Eukaryota, Metazoa, Cnidaria, Anthozoa, Malacalcyonacea, Plexauridae. The record is from the annotation of a GenBank genome assembly.
AUGGCGCAAUGCAACUUAUAAAUUUUAAAAUGGUUUAACAAUAUAUCAAUAUAUAAAAUGUGAAGACUGCAAUGUACCACAAUAAUUCAACUACAUCUCGAACUAUAUACUCAAUUAUAUAUUUCAAGCAUUCCUAUAUCGUAAUAAACUAGUUUACCUCUCUACUGACGUUCAGAACUGCGUAAUAAUUUAUUUCUGCAAACUCGUCUACUUCUUCACUUGCCGCCAUUUUUAAAUUUUCACUAUCUCCUAUAAUUGAAAAUUACACCAAGUACUAGUUUAUUUAACACUGUGCUAGUAGUUACAACUGGAGUGUUUAUCAACAAAACAUGGAGGAAAGAACGAAAAGAAAGCGAGAUGAUUCAAGAGAGGUAAAAUCAUUUAUAGAGGUAGACGACACCUUAUAUUAUAGAAGAAGACGUCGACACUAAGUAGAACUGCUUUAGAAAUCUCUUUAGUCCUAUUUUUAAAAUUUACCAGUCCUGAGAGACAGGGUGAAUGAAAUGUGAUUUACUAUUUACUAUAUUUAUAGAAGAUUUAGAAGAACAAGGUAGUUCGUGCUGUAACACAGGACUGUUUUAGGGUCGUACAGGUUAUUGAUUCACGUCUUUCUAUUUAUUGAGGGUCAGUAGUUAGGGUUAAAGUUACAAAGAAUUUAGAUUUAAAACAGCAAGACAAGAGUCUUAAAAUCAUUCAUAUACAGCAAUUGAUCCUUAAAAUCAGGAAUUAUUCUGGACGCAUUUUGGAUGAAAGCAUUUUCUUACACAAACUUGCAAGCCUGGCUUUCUUCUUCCCCUUCCCUCCCAAAUUAUGAAACUCAAGUCUGGCUUGCAAGGAUGUUAACGACACAAUGAUUUAUCCAGCAAUUUCUUAACUAACUUGAUCCUAACCAUAAUCCAUUGCAGAAAGUGUGCUUCAGCUGCCGCAACAGUCAGGUCCAUGUGACGUAUCCUCCUGCAAUAUUAUACUACUCACCACUUAAUGUUGACAUUUUGCACUUUAGCCAUUUUCUGCUGCAAAAUCACCUGCUGUGACAGCAAUUUUAUAGUUCAUCUUUUUGCUAAUGAAUCUUCCUUAUCAUCUUCAUAGUUACAUAAGGUUGUAUGCUCCAGGAUGAGCCUUGUGCUCCUGGAGUAAAUGUCAAAUACAUAUAAAUAAAACAAGAAAAAAGUUAAGGGAGGCAAUUGUAGCAUUUUGUAACAUUAGAUACUGCAAAUAUAGUGAACAAAAGUCAGUUCAACUUUUCUUCCAGCUAGCUCUUACAUUCCAUAACUUUUACACUCUACAAUUAAACUCUGGCACAAAGCCCAAGCUACUAACAAUAUUGUUUUGUAAUUAACAGGAACUCUUAGUCAGGUUAACAGAACUUGAAAAUCAAAACAGAGAACUAAAAGAGCGUCUGUCCACAUUUGAAACUCCAUCAUCACAAUCUGUAAAUAAGAAAGCAAAGAAAAGCAAUGAACCAAAGUUAAAGAAGAGAAAGGCAUUUGAUUUUUCUAGGUACAGUCUUACAGAGUAUGGACAAAGUAUGCAGUUGGUGAUAUUUGGUCAUUCCAGGAAACAUUAGAAGUAGAUUUUCCUGCCCCCUUCCCCUCUGUGGACUGCACGAGUUUCUUCUGUAGAGCUCGAGGUAGCGACAAUCCUUUUUAUGGAACAACCCACAGCACUUGAGAAAAAAACUGGGGCCCUUAUUUUUAUUCUCUUGAAGCAGGGACCUUUGCUUAAAACAAUAAAGUGUUUUAAUUAUUCUCUUUGCUGGCGCGUACGUUCAAACGCUCCCGAUAUGAUCACUCCCAGUUUCCAUACGUUCCUCCCAACUUGAAUCUCUCUAUUUUUCAAACAGAUCUGCUUAUCAUUAAGAAAAUCAGUUUAAAAUUAAAACAUUCUUAUCAAAAUUGGAUGUAUACGUCGUAAACUUCCCUGAAAUUGCCAUUUUAAAGUCGGAAUGUUUGUUACAGUACAUCCCCACACCAACAUUUAAAGAUUCUACACUACAGUGAAUAAUUAUAACAACACUUGUUCAGGUAUAAUGUACGGCAUAUUGCACUAAAGAUCGCUUAUCUGGGCUGGGAUUACCAUGGAUUUGCAAGUCAAGAAAACAUUGAAAAUACCAUUGAGGUAUGUAUAUUUUAUAUCAUUGACAUUUGACCUUGUGGUUUGUUUUCUCUUAUACUUCGUCCUCCGUUUCCUCCCUCGCUAAGAUCCAAAGCCCAGUUUUAAUAGGCAUUUAUACUAAAACUAACUUAAUUUUCUAAAGGCUCAUUUCUUCAAUGCAUUACAAAAAGCUUGUCUUAUUAAAGACAGGACGACAUGUAAUUACUCCAGAUGUGGCAGAACUGACAAGGGGGUCAGUGCUUUGGCUCAGGUAAAUCGUGUUUUGAACGUUUGUAUACUUGAUGUAUAUUUACCUUAAAAUUUGUUGCAGACCUGACCAUAUAAACAGUACUAGCUAGGUUUUAAAGUCAGUUUAUAUCAACACACUAAAAUGCAGAUAAUUAUGUAUUUUAUAUUUUAGGUCAUUUCACUUGAAGUUAGGAGCAAUCUUGACGAGGGUUGUGGAGUAAUUCAAAAUAAAGAACUGAGCACUCAUGAUAAUACAGUGAACAAAAAUGAGGAAGAACUAAAUUAUGUUCACGUUAUAAAUAAACUUUUGCCAGAUGAAAUACGAGUGUUGGCCUGGGCACCAGUUGCGCUAGAUUUUAAGGCUAGGUAUAGCAUUUCACCCAAUCCAUUUUCAAGCUAAUAAUUUCAGCAAAUGCAGGGUAAGACCAAAGUUUCCCUUUGGCAAAAUGUAUUUGUAUACUUGCAAUACGUAGAAAUAUGUUUUAUAUUUGUUUUAUAGGUUUAGCUGUCUUUAUCGAAUGUACAAAUACUAUUUUCCAGCUGCUAACUUUGAUAUAGAGGUACAAAUUUUGUUGUUGGUGGUGGUGGUUACAAGGGCCUGUUCAUAUGAUCCCGCUUACCGGGACGUCUCGCUUACCGAGACGAAUAUUUCCGUGCGUUCAUAUGGAGUAUUUCGUCCCGCUUGCCGGGAUGAAAUUACAAUGUAGUUCUAUAAUUAGCGUAUGCAAAACUUCUACAUUUCAGUCAAGCAACACAAAUACUUAGCGAUUUUAGUGUUUUUCUUCGUUUAUUUACAAGAAAAAGUAUUGCUUCAGGUACUUAUUUAAUACUUGUUUACAAAACAAACAUAAAACCAAGUAAAAAGUGUUAAAUUAAACCGGCAAGACUUGUUUGACUUCAUCCCGGUAAGCGGGCUGGCGUGUUCAUAUGGAAAAAUUUUCAUCCCGCCUACCUAUGAUCUCGGCAAAUUCAAACGAGAUCUCGGCAAGCGGGCCAGCUUGCUUUCUCAUAUGAACACAAUGCAAAAUUUUAUAGGAAAAUAGAUAGGCGGCGAGAUCAUCGGUAAGCGGGACGUCCCGGUAAGCGGGAUCAUAUGAACAGGCCCUUAGAAAGGAAGGGAAGUAACAGGAAAAAAACGAAGGAAGAAAGUAAAACAAAAGAAAUAAUGGAGGAAGAAAGGGAAGGAGGGAUGAGAAGGAAGAAAAGAUGAAAGGAAUGGGAAAAAAGGAAGGAAUGGAUGAAUGAAUAACGAAAGAAAGAGAAAAUAAGAAAGAACGAAAUGAGAAAAUAGGGACAAUGUUAAAGCUUAACAAUUGAACCGUUUUUAACUAUUUGAAUUAUAGGUUCUAUUAAAACCAGAUUCACAAACAAAACCGUGAAGUUGUAGUGGCAUUUUUAAAAUUUAUUAAAUUUUCAGAGAAUGAAUGAAGCAGGAAAGAAGUUUAUUGGUGAACAUGAUUUUCGAAAUUUUUGCAAGGUACCGCAGAAUGUUCUUUCAAUUUACCAAGAAUUGGUAAUGUCAGUGAUACUUUCUUUAUUUGCAGAUGGAUGUUGGGAAUAAUGUCACGUCUUUUUGUAGAAAUAUUUUAUCUGUAGAUGUUCAAAGACUGAAUAAUUCUAGGUGAGUUGGAAACGUAUUAAUCCCAUUUGGCCACCUGUAGUGAUAGCUCAGUUUUUGAGAAACUACAUUUUCUUUAAUUUCUUACUUUCUACUUAUAUCUUCUGAUAAUACAUUGUAGUGAGAAUGAAUACGAGAUGUGUGUGAUGACAGUGAGGGGUAUGGCGUUUCUUUGGCAUCAAGUCAGAUGUAUGGUUGCAAUCUUAUUUCUUAUUGGUGAAAACUUAGAAGAACCAGAGGUGAGAUAUCACCUAAACAUCCUCAAUGCUGGUCAAGUAUACCCAAACACCCUCAAUGCUGGUCAGGUAUACCUAAACACACUCAGUACUAAACACACUCACGCCCGUAUUCUAAAAGCUCAUUCACACUCAAUGAGUGGAAGUUCAGUCUGAGCUUCUCUCGAGUGUGAUUGUUGCUUUUGAAUAGCUGGAAGACUAGUGUCAUACCUUACUAUGUGGCUACUCACCCUCUCUAGCUAUGAUAGCAUUGACACUCAAGAGAAGCUGAGAUUGAACCUCCACUCAUUGAGUGUGAGUGAGCUUUUAGAAUACGGGCGUCAGUCUUGGACCUCUUCGUCAAGUACAUCUCUCAAAGUUGCAUUUUCUUGUGUGUAGAUCAUUGAUCAUAUGUUGAACAUAACAAAAUGUCCCCGACGACCACAGUACAAUAUGGCAUCUGGUAUGUGCGCACAAAUCCAUCAAAUGGCUGAAAAUGGGAUAAGAAAAUUACAAAUGUUUUUACCGAUAGUGUAAAAAUAGAUUUCGUAGAAGUUUCCAGUGUGACUAUUUGCAUUUCUAGAAAUUCCUCUGGUCUUAUUUCAUUGUGAAUACAAGGACAUAAACUGGCAGUAUGAUCAUCCAGGUAACUCUUUGAUAUGAGUUGAGAAAAGAUGGCAAGAUGUGCUAAGGUCACUUUUUCUUCUUGCAGAUGAAUUACAGAGGAUUUCCAACUCAUAUCAAAGACUUUGGACAACAAGCAGUAUCAAGUAAUUAUUAGACGUUUUACUAACUCAUAAUUAGUAUUGUUGUUGUUGUUCUUGCUGUUGUCGUCGACUAUUUGCUGGUUGGAAUAAGUCAGGAAAUAAAUAGCCAAUGUACUUGAGCUUUGGGUCACUAGUUAAUGGGUAGAACGUCAGACUAGCAUUUCGUAGGUGCUCUUUAAUUCACCUGCAGUAACAUACACAGUUUGUACCUGCAAACCAGUUCUUGUUUCUACGAAGGCAGUGCUUGGUGCUAUUGCUGUACUUGCUUCUGGUUAUCAGACCUAACUUGAUUGUCUCAGCAAAUCAGCGAUUUUUAGCAGUUUACCAAAGACAUGGUCUACCUUUAGGCUAGCGGAGGGAAGGAGUCGCCUUACUUCUCCAUUGUGAGCCGGGCUCACCCACUGCCCCAAGCAAUGUCUAAUAUUUGUAAAUGAUAUCUCUAGUGUGUACGUUUUUCAGGACAACGAUGAUACGAGAGUUACUUAAUGGAUUACAUACAGUAACAGAUGAAUCUGGGGGUAAGUGGUGUGAAAAAUUGAGACCAAAAAUCUUUCUUUUCUUAACCGUUCACAACCUGUUGAUUCUUUUACGUGAGAUCAUUUCUGUUGAUAAAAACUUUAAAACAUCAAAAUGAGUUGUAUUUUAUUUUUUGUACAAACUUUAGAGUGUGAGCCUGUUUCUUCGUGUGAAGACAAAACAUUUGCAGGAAUGUGUCUAAUCCCUGGUCAUCAUAUCAAGUCUUAUAAGAAGAUCUUAACCAGAGCAUUAUGUGGUAACUCAAUCAUAAAUAAUUAAUAAUUCUAAUAAUACUAAUAAGUAAUAAUUCUACUAAUUAAUAAUCCUAAUAAUACUAAUAAUUCUAACAAGUAAUAAUUGUGAUAAUUAAUAAGUAAUAAUUGUAAUAAUUAAUGAUUGAUUCACGAGCAAUAUUAACAAAGGCAAUCUUGAUAGCGUCCUAAUAAACGUCCAUAAAUAGGCUGACGUUUUAAAUACUAAUUGGAAUAGCUGUAUCACACACUCAAAGACGUUUCAAAGCCAAAUGAAACGGCUCUUUCUCCCAGACAAUGGGCGCUCGUUAGAUGUACACCUAACCUGCAUUGUCUGCACGAAUACCUUCCCUUGUACAGAAGAACCAGUGGUUCCAAUCUCUCAAUUCUUUUUCUGUAGACAGCCUGGAAACAAAGCUGGAAAAUCAUUCUGCUAAACAACAAAGACUAAAGAACAAAAACUCCACGGAUUAAAAUAAAUAUUCUGAAU